AUGCCGAAGCGCAGCAAGAAGGAGGUGGCGGACGAGACGCCGGGGCGGAGGCGGCCUCCCUCCAAGUUCCUCUCAAUCCCCUUCCAGUCCCUCCCAGUGCCCUCCCAGUCCCUAACCACCCCCCUCCCACCACCCCCACCGAUCUUCCAGGCCGCCCCAAGAAGAUGCCGCGGGCGCAACAGGCGCCGCCGAAACAACAGGCGGCGAAACAACAACAGGCGGCGCCGGCGGCGCAACAGCCGCCGGCGGGGACGCGACAAGCGGCGGAGGCGCAGCCGCCGCCGGCGGAGCAACAGCCGCCGGCGGCGCAGCAACAGGCGGAACAACAGGCGGCGCAACAGGCGGCGGAGGGCGCCUACGAGGACCCCCCCCGACCGGCUGACGGCGCCGGGGGGGCAGCGCUUCACCCUCAAGGUGACGUCGUGGAACGUGGACGGGCUGCGGGCCUGGGUGCGCAAGCGGGGGCUGCAGUGGGUGCAGGAAGAGGCCCCGGACGUUCUCUGCCUCCAGGAGACCAAAUGCGCCGGCGGGUCGGUGCCGCCCGAGGUCCGCGCCCUGCGCCUCCCGCACCAGUUCUGGGCCAGCGCCGAGGGCAAAGCCGGCUACAGCGGCGUCGGCCUCCUCGCCCGCCACGAGCCCCUCAGCGUCACCUACGGCAUCGGCGACGAAGAGCACGACCGCGAAGGCCGCGUGGUGACGGCCGAGUUCCCCGCCCUCUACGUGGUGGCCGCCUACGUACCCAACGCCGGGCGAGGCCUCACCCGCCUGGACUACCGCCGCCGGUGGGACGGCGCGUUGCGCCUCUUCCUCGCCCGCCUCGACGCCCUCAAACCCGUCGCCCUCUGCGGCGACCUCAACGUCGCCCACGGCGAGCUGGACCUCCGGCACCCGCGGGCCAACAGACGUUCGCCCGGUUUCACCGUCGAAGAACGAGAAGGUUUCGGUCGACUCCUCGAUUCCGGGUUUUUCGAUUCGUUUCGGUAUCUUUAUCCAAGCGUGCCCCACGCUUACACGUUCUGGACUUACUUGGGGGGCGCCCGAGCUCGGAACGUGGGGUGGCGGCUCGAUUAUUUCGUCCUCUCGAGGCGUCUCGAGGGCGCCCUGUGCGACAGCAAGAUCCGGUCCAAGGUGUUGGGGAGCGACCACUGUCCCAUCACCCUUUACCUCGCCCUAUAGGGCGGCCCCGGAGGUGGGGGGCGGGCGGGGGUUGAAGUCGAGGUGGGUCGCGGUGGCCAUAUCACGUCCUACUUUGGCCCUAGAGCUGCCCCAUG
Rhea pennata is the source of this 1271-nucleotide messenger RNA. Its product is annotated as DNA-(apurinic or apyrimidinic site) endonuclease-like. Gene Ontology annotation, molecular function: double-stranded DNA 3'-5' DNA exonuclease activity; DNA-(apurinic or apyrimidinic site) endonuclease activity; phosphoric diester hydrolase activity. NCBI's taxonomy places the organism in Eukaryota, Metazoa, Chordata, Aves, Rheiformes, Rheidae. Gene Ontology annotation, biological process: base-excision repair. Gene Ontology annotation, cellular component: nucleus. The record is from RefSeq and is a predicted model, not a curated record.